This is a messenger RNA of Tribolium castaneum (red flour beetle), 1524 nucleotides long. It is a transcript of the gene Tcjheh-r5, whose product is annotated as juvenile hormone epoxide hydrolase-like protein 5. Gene Ontology annotation, biological process: epoxide metabolic process. Lineage: Eukaryota; Metazoa; Arthropoda; Insecta; Coleoptera; Tenebrionidae. Gene Ontology annotation, molecular function: epoxide hydrolase activity. The record is from RefSeq and is marked provisional.
GUCAUAGUUCAAACUUCAGUAGCGUGUUAUCCUCCCAAGCGGUGCGGUCUCAUCGUUUGUAAACAAUUUAAAUACACAACCGGCAUUUAACGCGCAAAACAUGGGCCUAAUCAUCAAACUAGUUCUAGUGAUUAUCACAGUCCUAACAGCUUACCAAAUCAGUAAACUGUUCGAAACCCCACCUGUUCCAAAAUUAGAAAACACUUGGUGGGGCCCCCGCGACCCCUCGAAAGAAGACACCGCGAUCAAGCCUUUCAAAAUCAAUGUCUCUGACGAGGUUCUCAAGGACCUCCAGCACCGCCUGGCCAACGCGCGCCCCUUGGUGCCCCCACUCGAGGGGGCCCAGCAGCACUACGGCAUGAACACCAAGCUCCUGGGCAAAAUCAUCGACCACUGGAGGACCAAAUACAACUGGAGGGAACGCGAGAAGUUCCUCAACCAGUAUCCCCAGUUCACGGUCAGCGUCCAAGGACUCCGACUACACUACAUCCACGUCAAACCCCCAAGUCCUGGAAACCUCAAAGUCCUCCCGCUCCUCCUCCUCCAUGGCUGGCCCGGAUCAGUCCGGGAGUUCUACGACAUUAUCCCCCUCCUAACUAAACCGGCCGAAGGCCGCAACUUCGUCUUCGAAGUCAUUGUCCCGUCACUUCCCGGUUACGGAUUCUCGGAGGCGGCAGUUCGCCCCGGUCUGGGUCCGAUUGAAAUGUCCGUGGUGUUCAAAAACUUCAUGAAACGGAUCGGUUUUGACAAAUAUUACAUCCAAGGGGGCGACUGGGGGGCGCUGAUUGUCCAGAACAUGGCCACUUUGUUCCCGGAACAUGUGCUGGGGGUUCACUCCAACAUGUGUUUCGUUAACACCCCGUUAUCCAACUUGAAACUUCUUUUGGGCAGUAUUUACCCUCCCCUAAUCGUUUCAAAGGAGAUGGAAUCGAAAAUAUAUCCGCUCUCGGCUUUCUACUCAAAUAUUUUGCUGGAAAUGGGGUACAUGCACUUGCAAGCCACCAAGCCCGACACCGUGGGGGUGGCUCUGAACGAUUCUCCGGUGGGCUUGGCGGCCUAUAUUUUGGAGAAGUUCACCACUUGGACCAACGCGGACUGGAAGGAUUUGGAAGACGGGGGUUUAACGAAAAAAUACAAGCUUGACGAUCUUUUGGACAAUGUCAUGAUCUACUGGGUUUCUAACUCGAUUACAACUUCGGUGCGUCUUUACUCCGAGGCGUUCAAUAAAGCGCAGUUGAGUCUAGGAGUGGAAAGAAUUCCGUUGAAAGUCCCCAGUGCUUGUGCAGUGUUUCGCAAUGAAAUUGCCCAUCAGCCGCCGGCAUUGUUGAGUGAAAAGUACCAUAAUCUUGUCCAUUACAGUGAAAAGUCCGAUGGUGGACAUUUUGCCGCUUUUGAAGUGCCCAAGAUAUUGGCCGAGGAUAUUUUUGUUGGGGUGGAGAAAAUGAUUGCCGCUAAUUCGCCAAAGAAAUAAUUUGUAUCACUACCUGUUUUGUUAUUUUUCUAAUAAAAAGGUGUUGUUGAAAA